Molecule: messenger RNA, 1852 nt
Organism: Eutrema salsugineum
Lineage: Eukaryota; Viridiplantae; Streptophyta; Magnoliopsida; Brassicales; Brassicaceae
Product: protein TIC 55, chloroplastic
Exons: 3
Coding region: 77-1711 (544 amino acids)
Biological process (GO): protein targeting to chloroplast
Cellular component (GO): chloroplast
Molecular function (GO): chlorophyllide a oxygenase activity; 2 iron, 2 sulfur cluster binding
Source: RefSeq, a predicted model, not a curated record
CCAACACUUGAACAAGCAACCUAAUGAUCUAUUUAUCAAAAAGCACACACACUAACAUUAAAUUCGAUUUCUCGCCAUGGCUGUUCCUUUUCUGAGCUCUUCUCUUCAACUCACAGCCACUUCUCCGAUUCUCUUCACCAAGAUAGCAACACCCACAAAUCAAAUCCAAUUCAACCAGAGAUCAACAUCAUGCACACCCACCAAAACCCGUCUCCGUCUCCUCCGCCGUUCCGCCGCCGCCGGCACCGCCGUGGCGCCAGAUCAGACCGAAGGAGGAGGAGGAGAGGUUUUGUUAAAUGUGACGCCUGAGGAGGAGAAAAGUGAGGAGGUGGCGGAUUACGAUUGGACAGAGGAGUGGUAUCCUUUGUACCUCACCAGAGACGUCCCCGACGAUGCACCGCUUGGCCUCACCGUCUUCGACCGCCAAAUUGUUUUGUACAAAGACGGCGAAGGAACACUUCGCUGUUACGAAGAUCGGUGUCCUCAUCGGUUAGCUAAGUUGUCUGAAGGACAAUUGAUUGAUGGAAGGUUGGAAUGUUUGUACCAUGGUUGGCAAUUUGAAGGAGAUGGCAAAUGCGUCAAGAUUCCUCAGCUUCCUGCUAGUGCCAAGAUUCCAAAGGUGGCUUGUGUUAAGACUUACGAGGUUAAAGAUUCGCAGGGAGUUGUAUGGGUUUGGAUGUCAACAAAGACCCCUCCAAAACCGGAAAAGCUUCCUUGGUUUGAGAAUUUCGCAAGACCCGGUUUCUAUGACAUUUCCGGUACUCACGAGCUACCUUAUGACCACUCCAUCCUUCUAGAGAAUCUGAUGGAUCCGGCUCAUGUCCCUAUCUCUCAUGAUAGAACUGAUUUCACUGCUAAAAGAGAAGAUGCUCAGCCUCUGGUCUUUGAGGUCAUAGAGCGAACCAACCGAGGUUUCGCAGGGACUUGGGGACGAGAAAAAGACGGUAAAGGGAGUAACUUACUCCGGUUUGAUGCUCCAUGUGUUCUUCAAAACAAUCGGGAGUUUGUGGGAAAAGAUGGUGUCAAGAACUAUUUUUCAGGGUUGUUUCUUUGUAGACCUACAGGACAAGGGAAGUCUAUGCUUAUUGUUAGGUUCGGUGUCACGAAAAGAUCGCCUUUGGUUCAGGUGUUACCUCUAUGGUUCUGGCAUCAGAACGCAUGUAAGGUCUUUGAACAAGACAUGGGUUUUCUAUCGUCUCAAAACGAGGUUCUGAUGAAGGAGAAAGUACCAACUAAGGAGUUGUAUCUUAACCUCAAGUCAUCAGACACAUGGGUCGCUGAAUAUAGAAAGUGGAUGGACAAAGUUGGUCAUGGUAUGCCUUACCAUUUCGGGCACAGGACAAUCUCUCUCCCUAAGGUCCCUCCUGUAGUGGAACACGCCCCUGCGGGACUCAUUGCAGGUCUCUCCGCUUCUUACCCUGCAAAAGGUGGGAUUGGGACGAUGCACGCUCCAAAUUUGGCUAACCGGUACUUCAGACAUGUGAUCCAUUGUAGAAGCUGCAGCAACGUGAUCAAAUCUUUUGAACUCUGGAAAAACAUCCUCUCUGCCACGGCAGUGGCCUUGACGGCUUUGGCUAUUCUGGUGGUUAGUAGACAGUGGAAGGCUGUACUGUUAGGUUCAGCUGCGUUGUGCUCGGCUGCAGCUUAUGCUUGCUUAACAGCUAUAAAAAUGAACACCAAUAACUUCAUUAGAACACACAGAAGACUAUGAGAAUGUAUAUUGGCGUGUCUCCUCCUAUUCGUACUCUAUGUAUAUCAUGAAAUACCCGUUUUGGUUGUAAACGCAUUAUAAUUCAUCAGGUUCCCAUGUAAUACAGUUAACUGAUUCAAGGUUCUAUGUUCUAAAACUUGA